Molecule: messenger RNA, 905 nt
Organism: Miniopterus natalensis
Lineage: Eukaryota; Metazoa; Chordata; Mammalia; Chiroptera; Miniopteridae
Gene: SCO2
Product: synthesis of cytochrome C oxidase 2
Biological process (GO): mitochondrial respiratory chain complex IV assembly; intracellular copper ion homeostasis
Cellular component (GO): mitochondrial inner membrane
Molecular function (GO): copper ion binding; copper chaperone activity
Source: RefSeq, a predicted model, not a curated record
UUGUUCCUCCCCCCGGAUAACCGUGCUCAGGAUUCCAGGCAAGCCGUGCACCUGGAAUGACUUCAGGAAGCUCAGAUGCUAAGACACAGGAGCAUCAGGCCGGUGCUGCUGCUGCUGGCUCAGGUGCCCAAGCCUCCAGCCCUCCCUAGGAUCCCCAGAGGCAAGGCCUUCCAUGUGAGCUACCAACUCUCAUCCAGUCAGGGCCCUGCAGAGACAGGCAGGCAGGGCCAGCCCCGGGGCCCUGGGCUACGAACUAGGCUGUUAGUUACAGCCUUGUUUGGGGCUGGGCUGGGUGGUGCCUGGCUGGCCAUGAGGGCUGAGAAGGAGCAGCAGCGGCAGCAACGGCGGACAGAGGCCCUGCGCCAAGCCUCCGUGGGCCAGGGCGACUUUAGCCUGCUGGACCACCGGGGCCAGGCUCGCUGCAAAGCAGACUUCCGGGGCCAGUGGGUGCUGAUGUACUUUGGCUUCACUCACUGUCCUGACAUCUGCCCCGACGAGCUGGAAAAGCUGGUGCAGGUGGUGCGGCAGCUGGAGGCUGAGCCCAACCUGCCCCCAGUGCAGCCCAUUUUCAUCACUGUGGACCCUGAGCGGGACGAUGUUGCAGCCAUGGCCCGCUACGUGCAAGACUUCCACCCACGGCUGCUGGGCCUGACCGGCUCCACAGAGCAGGUUGCGCAGGUCAGCCGCAGCUACCGUGUGUACUACAGCGCCGGCCCCAAGGAUGAGGACCAGGAUUACAUCGUGGACCACUCUAUCGCCAUCUACCUGCUCAGCCCCGACGGCAUCUUCACAGACUAUUAUGGCCGGGCCAGGUCGGCCGAGCAGAUCACAGACAGUGUGCGGCGCCACAUGGCUGCCUUCCGCAGUGUCCUGCACUGAGCCAGGUCAUUAAAGGGUGUGGUGGA